Messenger RNA from Notolabrus celidotus (New Zealand spotty), 1185 nucleotides. RefSeq names its product adipogenesis associated, Mth938 domain containing (gene aamdc). The record is from RefSeq and is a predicted model, not a curated record. Gene Ontology annotation, biological process: positive regulation of fat cell differentiation. Lineage: Eukaryota; Metazoa; Chordata; Actinopteri; Labriformes; Labridae. The coding region runs from base 343 to 711 and encodes 122 amino acids. The transcript has 6 exons. Gene Ontology annotation, cellular component: cytoplasm.
UCGUGUUUCCUGGGGGAGGGGCGUACCUGACCCUCCCACCUUGAAGCCCAGCGAAGGUGAACGGACGCAAGAAGAAGCUCGACAUGUCAGACUCCUCCGGACGACGCAUUCACUUUCUUUUCGACAAACAGCAGCUUUCGUGUAGAGUAACACCACUGUGAGGGACAGACAGGAAGAGCUACGGAAACCCAAGAGGUACAGAAGCUGAAGACUCUGAUUUUUCAGCCGUGUAAAAGCAGAACAUGCUGAAGAGUGUUUCCCUUUAAUCACAGGAGGAGGAAUAACCUCAGGGGGUGUGUGUUCAGCCUGCUGACAUCGGGACAGGGUUAAACCUUACACGUCAUGUCCUCUCCAGAGAUCGCCUCUCUCUCCUGGGGUCACAUGAAGGUGAAGGGAUGCUCCUCCAACUACAAGGACUGUAAGGUGUGGCCUGGAGGCAGCCGGGCCUGGGACUGGAGGGAGACCGGGACGGACCACCGCCCAGGAGUCCAACCUGCAGACCUGGAGGAGGUGCUGAAGAAGGGGGUGGAGCUGCUGGUCAUCGGCCGAGGCAUGAGUGAAGCUCUGCAGGUUCCUUCUGCCACUCUGGACUUUGUGAAGCAGAAAGGUGUGGACGUCAGAGUCCUGCAGACGGAGAAGGCUGUCGCCGAGUACAACAAACUGGUUGGCCAGGGUGCAAAGGUGGGCGGGGUCUUCCACUCCACCUGUUGAUGAGGUUACUGCACCUGGAGAUGCAUCUGUCUUUCUUCUGCCAAAUGCACAGCUGAUUAGCACCGGCGUGAUUAGAGAGCGUUGUUGUAGAGUGAGCUUGAUCUGAGCGUCCUAAUGAACGAGGGAAGCCGAGGUUUUGAGAGCUGAGCUUGUUGAAGAGCAUCAGCAGCUUCUGUAAGUUAAUAGAUAUCUAUCCAAGUCUUUAAAUCAGUGAGGAGAUCAAAUCUGUCCUCUUAUGCUUUUGUUAAAAUAAGGAGAAAAUCUAUGUCCUAAAACCAAACCUCAAAGGUUAUCGCUGCAGGACAGGUCACACUGAAGAUGCCUUCAGGUACCGUCACUUUAAAUUUGAGGGAUUUGGGAGUUUGAUGACCCUUUAAGAGAUUACAUGUUGAUGAAUGUACCGUGUGUUUGUCGUGAAUGCAGCGUGUGUUUCUGCUUCUGUUUCAUAAAAUAAAAUCAGAGAGUGAUUCUUAA